Rhipicephalus microplus (southern cattle tick) is the source of this 8253-nucleotide messenger RNA. Its product is annotated as hypoxia-inducible factor 1-alpha. NCBI's taxonomy places the organism in Eukaryota, Metazoa, Arthropoda, Arachnida, Ixodida, Ixodidae. Gene Ontology annotation, molecular function: DNA-binding transcription factor activity, RNA polymerase II-specific; protein dimerization activity; RNA polymerase II transcription regulatory region sequence-specific DNA binding. Gene Ontology annotation, cellular component: nucleus; cytoplasm; transcription regulator complex. Gene Ontology annotation, biological process: regulation of transcription by RNA polymerase II; cellular response to hypoxia. The record is from RefSeq and is a predicted model, not a curated record.
AGGAAAAGCACGGGAUUACUUUGCGGCCCGUACGUUUCCCCGAGGGAUGUUGUGCGUGCUUCAUGUCGUCUGCGAAACCAGCGAAAAUCUGCGUGGUCAAGUGGUGAUCGCCGUGUUGCCGAUGUGAAGUUUCCGGUGCCGGUGCUGACCGACUCGCGUCCAUCGUUCGUGUUUUUUUUUUAUUCCCCGUCGUGCGUCGUCAAGUCGCCAACAUUUGUCGAAUCGUGGAGAUCCCGGAAUCUGCAUGCAAUCCUCAGCAGUGUCCUGAGACUGCGUGCGACUUUCUCGACGAUCGGCGAGCCCUGCUGAAGCGACCCGCCACCGGGAUGUGUGCUGCCAAAGUGGCAAGCGCUCCCAAGGAGCGACGCAAAAAUUCAGAAAAACGUAAAGAGAAAUCACGAGAUGCAGCCCGAUGUCGGCGCAGUAAAGAGUCCGAGAUCUUUACUGAGCUGUCGCAGCAGCUGCCGCUUCCGGAGAGCGUGGCCUGCCAACUGGACAAGGCAUCGGUCAUGCGCCUGGCCAUCAGCUACCUGCGGCUGCGGGAGAUCCUCGAGCCAAUCGCCGAAGUGGCCAAAUCGGCAGCCUGCAGUAUUUACGAUUCGUCUGUUCUGGAGGCCCUGGACGCCGUCCUGCUGGUGCUGUCUGCGGAGGGAGAGAUUGUCUUCCUCUCUGACAAUGUGGGACGCCAUCUUGGUCUAAAUCAGGUGGACUUGAUGGGUCAAAGCGUAUACGAGUACUGUCACCCCUGCGACCAUGAUGAACUCAAGGCUGCGCUGCUGCCCAAACCUGAAGACCUACAUGACCCAUCUCCUCAGCCUUGUCAUUUCCUGAUGCGCCUACGCUGCACCCUGGGCAGCAAGGGACGUGGCGUCAGCGUCAAGUCGGCCUCUUCUUACAAGAUGAUGCAGUGUGUGGGCACACGCGUCUCACGCGAGGUGGCCCCCAGGCAUUCUCCCGAAGAAGAGCAGGGGUCGCCGCUACCCGCGGCGAUGGUGACCAAGGAAGAAGAGGAGACCCCGACGACCGUGCCCCACCUUCCAAUCAGCAUCAUCAUCCGCGAGCGGAGGCACUUCCUGGUGUGCGUGGCCCAGCCCAUCCCGCACCCGUCUAACAUCGAGGUGCCCCUGGGGACGCACACUUUCCUCAGUCGGCACAACCCCAGCAUGUGCUUCACGCACGUCGAUGACAGAACGGAGACCUUCCUAGGCUACACAUCUGAAGAACUGCUCGGGAAGUCUGUCUACUCCUACUUCGACCCGAGGGACGUGCUGCAUUUGCAACAGGACUUCAAAACAUUGUUCGCCAAGGGCCAGUGCGAGACCGGCCAGUACCGCUUCCUGGCCAAGCAUGGUGGCUGCGUGUGGGUGCUGACCCAGGCGACCCUCAUCUACGAGAACAGCAGCUGCAGCAAGCCACAAUGCGUCGUCUGCGUCAAUUACGUGCUGAGUGGUGCCAGCGAGAAGCAUGAAGUGCUCGCGGAGCAGCAACUGACUUCAACAGCAGUGAAGCCGAAGGAGCCGGAGCCGAAGUUGCAGCCACUGCCGGCUGCCCCUGUGGUUGAAGCAGCAGCGGCAGCAGCAGCAGCAGCAGAGGAGGACGAGUCUGAAUCCGAAGACGAGGACGACGAGGAGCAGUGCUUCUGCAGUAGCACGAGCAAAAUCUUUGCUCCUCGCACGGCGGACAUGAACAAGGGCUUCCUCAUCUUCGCUGACGAUGACAGCGGCCUCACAGUGCUGAGAGAGGAAUCGGAACCUGAGGACUUGACCCACUUGGCACCGCGGGCUGGCGACGACACCAUUCCAUUGGAGGGUCUGCCUUCUGAUGUGCUUGGUGAUGCAUUCUCUCUGUCGGACAUCUAUGGCGACGAAAACAAGUUGUUGCCAGACUAUGCACUGCUUCCUCCCGAGGAGGACUGCCCGCUGGGUCGGAAAGACCCCUUCCUCAGUUACCGGGAUGACAGUGACCCGCUGUCGUCGCCAGGAUCAUGUGGCACACCGCCGUCCUCAGACGGAGAAGGGCGUUGCAGCAGUUGCUCGGACGUUCCCAGCAUCGAGAGCCCCGUGGACAGGUUUGCCGGCCUCGAGCUGAAGCCCGAAGGGCACACAGAUCUCCAGGACGAUGACUUUGACAUGCGAGCACCGUACAUCUCCAUGCACGGAGAUGACUUCCCCCUGCUCAGUCCCGACUCGGUCAUGUGGGGGCCCCAGGACUCUUCUCCCGGAAGCUCGUCCAGUCGGAGCUCUCUCUGCAACAGCCCGACAUUUUUUGGCACCUCUUCGUCUCCUCCGAGGCCAACGUUGGGGUCUCUGGGUCCCAACCCAAAAUCCAGUCUGGCUGCCCUCCUGGUGGCUGAAUUGCCGCCACCUUCUUCAAGGUCACGAGAGUGGACCAAGCACCGAGCACGAACGAAUCACCCCAGGUCAUCGGGAGUCUCCGGGCCACAUCGGCAAGACAUGGCGAGGUCAGCGCGGUUGACGCAUCCGCACCAGCAACUGCACCAGUCGAUGACGAGAGGCCACCUGACACGGGGUCUGUCGACGGCGAGCGACGGUCGGCCACAUGCGUACGUGACGACGGCGUUGGAGCAGAAGAUGGGAAUGCCAUCCCCGCCGGACCCACCGCCAAAGCGUGGCUCCACGGAACGGGCCCUGGGGGCUGGGCAGCUGGCCAGCCCCAAGAGGAUGCGGAUAGACCUGCGAGGCUUGCAGCUCCAGAACAAAGACAGCGUGCUGCUGAACUUGCUGGUGAACGGAGAAGACGCCUGCCAUGGAUACCUGUGCCAAACCUUGCGCUAUGACAAGAGGUGCCCGCCGUCGUCUCCACGUCCCGCUCCUCUCCUGCUAGACGAGCCUAUUCCAACAUUGCAGGACCUGAGUCAGCUGGAUGCCGAGGUCAAUGCGCCAAUCCAGCAACUGCUCACUGGCGAGGACUUGCUCAGUGCCCUCGACCAGUCAGUGCCUGCGCUUGUCUGAGCAAUCGGCCUGCACAUCCCAGCUCCCUCUCCCUCUUCUUCCCUCUCUGUCCACCUUCCUUCCCGCUCGAUCCUCGGUCGUCGUCUCAAGACAUCCAGAAGUCGGGGGAAGGAGCAUCCAUCUUCGCAUCGUGCCCUCGCCAACCGAGGCAACAAAACACCGUCAUCGGGAAGACGCUGCUCGCGUGGAAAACGGCAUUCGGAGAGAGUCGCAGAGUGCCCCCCACAUUCCGAAAAUAAACAAAAAACGAGGCGCUUCUUUAGUUUCACGACGACGAACCAAACAACUGCUCGGCGCCAUCCUUUCAAGAAACGUCGCGCUGCUGUUUUGCUGGCCACCUUCGCAGCUUUGUCUCGUCUUUGUUGUGUGUCAUCCGUGUGCACUGUCUUCCGGCAGGCAGCCCUGCUUCGUUAUUCCCUCUCUCUCUCUUGCAUGCCCUCCAUUUUCCUAAAUCGUAUGCUUCGACUGGGCGCGUGAGCCACCCUCUCCCGAGUUCUCGAAGAGCGUUUCCGCGAGCCCCUCGCGUAAUGUGCCGAGCCGUCAACGGAGCGCUCGGUCAGGUCGCUGCUCAGCCUUCGGCGGCUCGGAAUGCGCACGAUCCAAUCGCACUCUUGGAGUAAUCCUGCCUUCUCCUUUCUCUCGCUGCCACCGUUGCAGCGGCCACCGGGCCGUCUCGCAAAGUGACAACAUAAUUCUACUGCCACCCACACACUCUUUGCCAUUGCCUCCGCGCGUCUGACAGAAAUGCACCUCAUUCGCGGAUGCAGUUUUCAACAUUUGGAGGCUGCGUGCCUCGAGACACAGGAUCAAAGAGAGCUUUGGCAUGUGGACAUCUCGCUUUCCGGCUUUUCUUUUUCGUCUUGCACUUCUCACCUUCAUUCGAGCCUCACCUCUCACGCUGACGCCCGUGUCUGCUUGGUGUAAAAAAAAAAAAAGGUGCUGCUUUUCAUCUUGCUUACUGAAUCUUUUUUUUUUCUCUUCGAUGUUGGAUUACGUUCACUUACGGUCUCGUCUUCAAAUUUAGGGCUGAGCUCUUUUUUCUUUUCAGCUGCGCGGCGCGAAGUUGCUGGCCUCAUAUAGGCCAUGUACGAUCGGCUUACGCGAGCGAACACCUGUACAUAGCUUGUUUUUUUUUUCGCGCCUUCCUUUUUUCCUCGAGUUUUUUUCUUUUCAUAAAUUUUUUUUCUUUGUGCCACAUGUAUCACUUCAUCCUAGAGUACAAAUCUCACGAGGUCACUGUGGGCACACACGUUUAAAGAAGAGUGGUCAGGUGGCUCUCAUAAUCAGCUGUUCGACGACUCCCGGCAGCAACGCUGUUGAUGUAAAGCAGCGCUGUCCCAAUGUGCGACAGCUGCAGUUCGUGUUCGCAGCGUCUUGCGAGUGUUUGUCGCGGGUACCUUUGCUAGGAGGCUUAAAAACUGACGCUCCCGACUUUUCCAAGUUCCAGUCGUGAAAGUGUUGUUAGAUGCCGAGAAAUGCUGCUUACAACAAUGUGUCCUCGCUUCUUUUGCAUUCAGUGCUGGCCUGGCCAUGACAGUAGCUUGCAUGCAUUGUGCAAGGAAAAAUACGAUGUUGGAUGCUUCGUAUUAGUGCUUGCUUUUGAUCGUGUGAAACCGUGGUGGUACGAUGGACGCGCUGUAUCAAAUGACAUCACGAGCACAGUGAUUAUGUAAUGGGAGUAAACUACACGGCUCCAAUAAAAGAUAUUGUUCUGUUCUCUUGUGGACCUUUUUAUGCUGAAAUGUGAGAUGAUCCAAAUUCUGAGUUAAGGACAUAUAAUUUUUAAACUGUAGUUGUAGUCUAGCCAGCAGAGGUAGCAGGAUAGCACAAGUGGCAUGGACAGUGCAUUGUUUGCUUCUUGCAUUGUGUUUGUUUUGAAGCUCUCGACAUAGCUGCAAUAUUUAUGUCUAAAGGUAAAGGCAAUGAAGAAGCUUGUUUAUCUUUUACUCAAAAAAAAGUUAAUUUAAUGAUCAAUAUUAGCCAGUCUUCUUGCGCAAUUUAGCUGUGCUCAGAGGUCAAGGUAACCACUCGCACAUCUCUUCAUAGUCUAUUUUGAUACAGUUCAAAACAUUAUAAACGAUUGUUUAAUUUAAUGAUACGUAAGCUGUAGCCAGUGUUGUAAAAGCAUGUUGGCUAUGCCAGGUAUACUGUAACUUGCACUGCAAUGAUGUAUGUCUCUCACAUAUCAUCUUUGGCAGUCAACGUGCCUGCGUCGCCCACUGCCAAUAGCACAGCAUUUUUGCCUCCCUAUUUCUUUUAUUGUUUAAGUAUUCUGAUUCCUCGCAGUCUUGAAGACUGUUGCUGAAAUAAAAGAAUGCUCCAGCAGCGUGCUGUUCCUUGCUUGUUCAAGAAGUACCGAGAACGUGCACUGGAGCGGUGCCAAUGCUGCAAAAUGUAUUCGUACUACGGCCAUUUCUGCAUGUUGGCUUGGAUAGCAGAGUGCUUUCUUCAUCGACAACAACCUGAAACUUUGAAGAUGCUGUGCAUUUUAGACAAUCUUGUUCUAAUCUUAAUCUAUGCAUUUCACCAUGGCGGGAUGCAGCUGAGCGUGGCAGGAUGCAGCGCUGCCGCAUCAAAAAAUAUAUACAUCCGAAGGUCCAAUCGUCGAAAUUUGAAGAAUCACGUGUACAUGCGACGUGUCUCGUACAGACGAAAGCUGCGUGUGCAACCGUACCAUCAAGGUUUCACUUGCUGACGUACAUUUAGUGUUGCUCAGGCCUAGCUUUUAAGCAUGCUGUAUAGAAACAGAAAAAAAAAAGUUAUUUCACUAUAUAGUAGAAGUCGCCGUAGCCAUGUCACAGCUGACCUGAUGCUCAGGCUGCUAGUCGCAUUCUUUUCAAUUAUUAUUCUUCUAUAUUUUGAAGCAUGAUGUAUUGGUACUCGCAAAUCUUGAGAAGAAAACAAAUUUGUGUGGACUGCACAGUCUGUUGAGCACACUCAACCAAAGUGCCUGGUCUUGCGCAGAUUCAGCGCACACAAAACGUCCAAGACUUGCACGCCGCGGCAGCGUGCUUAUUUUUCUCAGGACGGUCGUUUCAUUUGCAGCGGAAACAGGUGCACCUACGUGACCGACACUCGCGCGGAUAUAGCCCGUGCCCGAUGAUGAAUCGCUGUUCGGUUGCGUCACUGCCAGCGCUGCAUGUUCUUGCCUCGGUCGUUUCAGUGGUAGGUGGCAAGCACUGUUACUUCGCAUGUGACUAACACCGCGUGUGCCAGCAACUUUGGCUGCAUACCCGAUCGUGUAAUCUUUGUCAGCCAAUGGGAAGCGUCAGCCACUGAGGACAUAGAAGCACAUCAUUGCGACGGUCACGUGAGCGGACCAGUUGCCGCUGCAGAGAAGAUCGCGCCACUUUUCUCCUGUGACGCAACAGUAGACUACCGUUAACUCAACUAACUGUGAUCGCCAGGCGACAGAGUACAGUCUUGACCCCAAAGCAUGCCUGCUGAUGGUUCUUUGUCAAGAACAAAAGUGCUUCGAAAAAUCUUGCUGUAAAGUGUGCACAUUAGCCCUUUUGCACAUUCCAGAAAGCAUGUUGAUAGUGCUGUGUUGUACGUGCUGUUAUUGCAGGAAAUGUUGUGAGUAUCUGAUUAGAAGAAGGAAAAGAAAGAUAAGCUUUAUUGCUUAUGAAUGUUGGGAUACUGCUCUAAAAUUCUGGCGCACCUCGGCGCAGUAGCCAUCGCUGUGACCAAUGUGCUCAUACUUGUGAAAAAUCUUCAAAGUUUUUGAUGCAUUUAUUUUUUUGGUGACCAUUUGUGACAUGCAAUGCAAGCAUCCUUUGCAGUUGUUUGCUUUCUCAAAGUACAUAGCUUGAAACAGAAAACAGGGCAGUUACUUAUUUUUUUCUUUCCAGAGUUGGAAUUGGUGCAGUAUUUGUGAAAUAGUGACAUCGACGUGUUGUUUACGCUGCGAAAUUGACUUCACUCGCACUACAGACCUUUCUCGGCUUUAGCAGAACAAACUAAUGAAGAGAGAAUGUGGUUACGCUUGUGCAUCCGUUUUGCAUCCAUACGUUUUCUUAAACCACUACAGUGCAAAUCUAGCGCUUGGUGCAGCGCAGGGCUUGACUUAUCAGUAGUCUACUGUACCUCGAUGUGGGAUUGUAAGGCUCGGUGCAGGCACGUGCAAAGUUCUCGAGCUAUUCGUCCCGGGCUUGCAGUGAUGUUAGCAUCUGUCGAAACUGCCGCGUUGUGGUUGCACGGCUACCGUACCGCUUCGCUAAAGAAGCUGUGCCCAGGUGUUGCAGAAAAGGCUGGGCGAUAUCGUCUUGCAAUUCGGGGUGUGGAAUGUUCUUCGGCAGGGGUGCGAGUGUUUUAUGAAGAAAACCUGACCUCAAAACCUUUACUUUUUUUUUCCUCAUCUGUUAUUUUGCGUUUUAUAGACUGUUGUGUACAUAGCCACACCUUUGCAUUGUUUUGUUUUCUCUCUAGGACCGCCACGAGCCCCACCCCCACCAUUCAUUGGAAGUGAACGAGCGUUUGUUGGCUGCCAUCCUUCGUUGUGGCGGCAGGUUGUUGUUGACAUUUCGGGCUCGAUUGUUUAUCUGGUUCUCGUGUUAUGUUUUUAUGUGCAGAUUGUAGUAGCUGGUCAGUUAGGCUGCGCGACUUUCUCGACUUCUUUUUCUCUUUCCGUAGAGUGUCGCCUCUCAGGAAAAACGCGUGAAAAAAAAUACGGCAGUGUACAUCGAAAGUUUUUGUCUAGUGAGAGCGAGGAGCCAUUUUUGUUGGCUAGCAGAGAUGAUAUGCAUAUAAAUAUCCACAUGCGUAUUCCCGAUAGUUUUUUCCGUGUUUUAGCAUGCUGACGUAGGCUUUACUUUUUUCGUUUUUCUUUCUCGCAUCGUACACGUAGAGUGUCUCGGGCAGUUUUUCCUUUUCUUUGUUUCCGUCAUUGCCAACAGUUACAAGGAGAUGUCUGCGCAUCUUCUCGUUUCCUUGACAGCCAUGGAUUAAGCCUGCCUGAUAUAGUCAUUUGGUCUCUCCACGGUUUUGCAUUUUGUUUUGUUUACACCUUAUUGCCUUGCUUUAAGCAGAGUGAUUUUACUUCUGCAGCUUAACAGAUGGCAUGGACUACAUGAUGUGACGCAUAUAUCGCACCAUCAAGGAAAAGGUUUUGAAUGGUAUUUUUGACAGGCCGAAACUUAAAAAAAAAAAAAACGACGAGAGAGCAGAGUUGUUGCAUAUUGUUAACUGUACGGACCCCACGCAUCAAUACUCUUGCAUUACACAAGCUGUUGUAAAGUACAAUGUAGUUACAAUGAAAAAUAAAAGUAUCUUUUCCAUUUAA